Molecule: messenger RNA, 1269 nt
Organism: Cuscuta epithymum
Lineage: Eukaryota; Viridiplantae; Streptophyta; Magnoliopsida; Solanales; Convolvulaceae
Source: the annotation of a GenBank genome assembly
UUAAUUCCCAACCCACAGCUCGACUUAUAACUUACCUGCGCUCCAAUUGGCCGAACGCGAAGAAGAACGGAAGAAAGAAAAUCUCAGAACCAAGAGCUUGGCAGUUUGCGACGACCUGCACUCCAACCUGUAAGCUGCGACCCUCCGCCGCCCACGCCGCACCGCCCGCACGUCCAGGAGACCAGGCUGCUGCGUCCUUCAUCUCUCGGCUCUUCUUCCAGCUCUGGCGCGGGUUAAUUAUUAAAAUAUUUAGUGGCCAUACAAGGUAGUAGAAUGAAGGAAGCACCAGAGCUACGGAUUCCAACUUCAACCAAAAUUAAAUUUGACAAUGGCGACAGCGAUGAUCAUGAGGUCUCCUCAGAAAGUGAAGAGGAAGAGAUUGAGAAAGAACUUGCAGAAGUUACAUUUGAGGAGCUGCAGAAGGCACGGUCAGAUGGAUCUGAGGUGAUGUAUAUUAAACCUGCAUUGGAUAAAAAGGGUGGCCGGUCGAACAAAAACAGGCCGAUGGAGAUGAGCAGCAAGAAGCCUGUUAGCAGGUUUAGAGAAGCUCUUCAAGUGCCUAAAAAGGUUGUUCGUGAUCCUCGCUUUGAGUCAUUGUGUGGCAGUUUUGAUGAUGAAGGAUUCAAGAAGAGAUACAAAUUUCUUUAUGAAAAAGAUCUUCCAGCUGAAAAAGAGGAUCUAAAGAAACAAAUGACAAAAACUAAAGACCCCAAGGUCAUUGAUGAACUGAAGAAUCGUAUAUCUUGGAUUAAUAAGCAAUUGAAAUCUGCUUUGACGAAGAAUACUGAGAAACAGAUUCUAUCUGAACACAAGAAAAAACAGAGAGAGGCUGCAAAACAAGGGAAGCAACCAUACUACCUUAAAAAAUCUGAAAUACAAAAGCUCAAAAUUCGUGAGAAAUACAAGGAACUCAAGGAAUCCGGUAAGCUUGAAUCUUAUAUGGAGAAAAAGAGACGAAAAAAUGCUGCGAAGGACCACAGGUAUAUGCCAUACCGGCGUUCUGAAGAACAAGGAAAAUAGUGAAACUAGUUUGUUCAGUGGUCUGUUAUGCAGUCUUUUUUGGAUCCAUUGUCAUUUCCAUUUGUGAAGUGUUGGUUAUAUAGUUCAUAGCAACUUUUCUUUGUGCUGUGAUUAAUUAAUUUUUUAUUUAAGUAUUGCACGUUAUGUCGUUUAUUAUUGAAGACAAGUGGAAGUGUUGAUGAACGGAGUAGAUGGAUUCUGGUUAUGGAAUUAUUGAUGCGAAGUGGUCUAUUUUCUCUUUUAUUCUCA